AUGGCUGCCUCCAAGAGCGAGUCAGACGUUAUUCUCAAUCGCGCAAAUGUUGCGCUUGCCCGCAGCCAGCGGCUCGUCUCAUCAUGGCUGCCCGCGCAGACCGACGACGAACUAUCCCACGUCAAGUCCGAGGAGGAAUUGCAGCGCGAAGAAGAUGAGAUCUUCACUGCUGUACCAGAGACACUCGGAGUCGGCGCCCCUCUCCCCGAAAAAGCUGCCGACGGAAGCUGGAACCGAACCGAACUCAGCUCCAACGAUAAACUACGCAAACAAUUGCUUGGAAGGAAUUAUGAUAAAGUCAUGAAGGCCGCCGCUGCAAAUAAGCCUCCACCGCAGAAUGCUGGUCCUGCGUCUGCGAAGUCUGCGUCCGCUACACCAGCCAAGAGCGAAGAAUCCGAUGACGAGGAAGAAGGCCGGGCGGCCAUGGUUGGAAAGAAGAGGAAGGCAGGGCCGGCUCAUGCCAAAAAGACGACUGUGGCAGGCAAUAAUCAGGCUUCCGACAAGGUAGACGGUGAUGAAUCGGUACCUACGAAAGAGGCGCCUUCAAAACCUCCGUCUAAGGGGAGGAAAAAGGCAACGAGCUACUUGGAUGAACUACUGGCAGAGCGAUCGAAGAAGCGGAAGAAGAGAUGA
Penicillium cinerascens is the source of this 633-nucleotide messenger RNA. Its product is annotated as DUF3245 domain-containing protein. NCBI's taxonomy places the organism in Eukaryota, Fungi, Ascomycota, Eurotiomycetes, Eurotiales, Aspergillaceae. The record is from RefSeq and is a predicted model, not a curated record. The coding region runs from base 1 to 633 and encodes 210 amino acids. The transcript has 2 exons.